Molecule: messenger RNA, 3478 nt
Organism: Oreochromis niloticus (Nile tilapia)
Lineage: Eukaryota; Metazoa; Chordata; Actinopteri; Cichliformes; Cichlidae
Exons: 2
Coding region: 39-3008 (989 amino acids)
Source: RefSeq, a predicted model, not a curated record
AUUUCCAACGUAAUUGUAGCGAAGCUAAGUCAUUGACAAUGUCUUUAUCCAGUGUUAGAACCCCAACCCUCAUUAAUUCAGAGGAUAUUUUACCUGCUAUCAGCGGGUGUUUCGAUAGGCUCUCUGGAUUACAGUGGGGCUUGAUAGAAAAUGGGAUCUGGGACUCCGAUGUCCAAGUAGCACUGGCUGAUAUGAUUACUGAUGUCAUACAGUCAGUUAGCGCAAGCACCAUAAAAACUUUGCUUCUAGGAGGUCAGGACCAAUUAAAUGAUGCGUCAUUCCAGACAAGCCUUAGCAUAGCCGUGACAAAAAUAAGCCCCAUAUUGGGAAACUCUCUCUCAACCAGCUUUGCUGCUGCUCUUAAUGUCACCCAUGAGGAGUGUGACAGCGCUGUGGAGCUGACACAGAUGGUUGAGGAGGAGAUCUCGAAUAAAGUCAACUCGGGUUGGGUUCUAGUCCCAGAAAACCCUGAAUCUAUUUAUGUCACCAGAAAAAUAACAAACAUAAAAAACCUCAGAUGCAUGGUUUCUCAUGCUUUCUCAUAUCUGAAGAGAUAUAAAGGUAAGCUGAGCUGCCUGUGCAUGAAGACUUUACCCAGCUCCUUUAGUUCAAGCGUUGAGAGUCUUGAAUCCAAGCUCUCUGAGAUGGGAACAAUUAAAGAAAUAAGUAUGGAUCUCAUGAGGUGGAGUACAGACAGAGAGAUAAGUAAAGAUGAUGAGGACUGUCACAUGAUGUUACAUGAUGAAGAUGAUGCAGAUAAAGCUGCAGCUGACAUUGUAAAUGUGUUAAUUGCUAACAUUCAGUAUCCUGAUACAGAAGAUAUCACAUUAAGUGAGAAGUGUAGCUCACCCAAGCCUGCUUUUGAUGUGGACCUGGUGAUCAAAAAGGUGAAAGACUUUUUUGCAUCAUGCGCCCUAAUUAUAAAACCAGAUGAAGUAAAACAACACUUCUUCAGGUUUGCUAAAAAGGAAUUUGAAAAAAUGAACAGUGAGCUGAAAGAUCAGGUGAAGAAAAGCAAAGGAUAUUUGACCUUUCACAGACAACAGGCAAACUCCGCUGAGAGUGAGAGCGCUGACUCCAGGAAAAGCGUACACAUGAAUCCCUCAGAAGUUCCCAGAAAAUCACCAACCUUAGAAACCACAGUUAAAAGUUCUUCUCCACUCAAAUUUAGAACAGUCAUGCCGGUUAUGGAUAAACUGUUUAGUAAAUUAACACAGGCAGGACACCUUGACCUGACAAGUAAGGAAAUCGAGAUGUUUUCAAGGGAGUUGACAGAUAAAGUGUACGACCAUGUUGAGUCAACAUAUCCAGCUCCCACGAUGCAAAUGGGUAAAAGUCUCUCAGAGUCUGACAUGUCUAAGACUUCACAGGGUGAGUGUAACGUACCCUCUGCUCCUAAGGUGCCAUAUGUGCUCGUAGAAGAUUCAGUGGAAAGGUUCUUACAAAACCUUCUUUUCUGGUUGGAGAAUGAAACUUUAACCCAAACUAUUAUAAAUGACAAAAUUUCUGGUGCCGUGGAAGAUAUAGUAAGAGUGCUGACCUCAUCAAAGGAAGAAGUUAUGAUUGGACCAGAUGCUGGUGAAACAAGUGACAGACUGUUUAUAUCACAGUCAAGUCCAGUUACUGAUCUCACCAAUCAACCAGUCUGUGUGAGUGCAGAACACCCGGACCUGGUUUCAAAUACCUCUGAAAACCCAGAGGAAGAACGGUCAGAAACAUUAGUGUCACUUUAUGCUAAGCUAAUUGCCAAUCAAUUUAGCACUCUUUUAGCCACGAGAAUCGCACAAAAGUUGCACAAAAAUACCAGAAAUCUUCUGGAUCCAGGAAAAUUAGACUUAGUUAUCAAUCAUCUGACAGAGUUGGUACUUUCUGAAGUGAGAUGCACCAAAUCCCUGGAAAUUCUUAAAAAUAACAGGGUUAAAUUAGUCAAGGCCACAGCUGAAGGCCUUAUCAAGGAGUUUGGAUCUCCAGACAAGUUCUUCAAUGUAAUGAUAUCAGAAGAGUCAUCUUUUGACGGCACUAUUCUGAAGCACCUAGCAAUGAAUCUCAGUGAUCAGGCAUCAGUGUCUCACACAGAACCCACAGAAGGUCAAAGUCAGCCAGCAACCUCUGAAAACCCAGAGGAAGAACGGUCAGAAACAUUAGUGUCACUUUAUGCUAAGCUAAUUGCCCAUCAAUUUAGCACUCUUUUAGCCACGAGAAUCGCACAAAAGUUGCACAAAAAUACCAGAAAUCUUCUGGAUCCAGGAAAAUUAGACUUAGUUAUCAACCAUCUGACAGAUUUGAUACUUUCUGAAGUGAGAUGCACCAAAUCCCUGGAAAUUCUUAAAAAUAACAGGGUUAAAUUAGUCAAGGCCACAGCUGAAGGCCUUAUCAAGGAGUUUGGAUCUCCAGACAAGUUCUUCAAUGUAAUGAUAUCAGAAGAUUCAUCUUUUGACGGCACUAUUCUGAAGCACCUAGCAAUGAAUCUCGGUGAUCAGGCAUCAGUGUCUCACACUGAACCCACAGAAGGUCAAAGUCAGCCAGCAACCUCUGAAAACGCAGAGGAAGAACGGUCAGAAACAUUAGUGUCACUUUAUGCUAAGCUAAUUGCCCAUCAAUUUAGCACUCUUCUAGCCACGAGAAUUGCACAAAAGUUGCACAAAAAUACCAGAAAUCUUCUGGAUCCAGGAAAAUUAGACUUAGUUAUCAACCAUCUGACAGAUUUGGUACUUUCUGAAGUGAGAUGCACCGAAUCCCUGGACUUUCUUCAUAAUAACCUGCUUAAAUUAGUCAAGGCCACAGCUGAAGGCCUUAUCAAGGAGUUUGGAUCUCCAGACAAGUUCUUCGAUGUAAUGAUAUCAGAAGAUUCAUCUUUUGACGAUACUAUUCUGAAGCACCUAGCAAUCAAUCUCGGUGUCUUCAUGAAUCCUCCAAAGAAAUCCAAACUCGCCAGGUUUUUUUCAGCAGUGUUAAAAGCUUUUAAGAAGCCGUUCAGCCGCUGCUUUAAAGGCAGUACAGAUGACUAAAUUGUCAUCUUGAGUUUUUUCAAAUACCUCUUUUAAAAUCUUAAAGCAGUCUGGCCUCAGAGUUAACAUCUGAGGUAUAUUUUAUUUUAAAACUAUUUCAUUCGACUUUAAUUAGACUGAGAAAUAUUCUUCAUCGUGUCUCCUCAUUAUCGUUACCAUCACCCCCACCGGCCGCGGCAGAUGGCCGUCCCUUCUGAGCCUGGUUCUGCCGGAGGUUUCUGCCUGUUACAGGUAGUUUUUCCUCCCCACUGUCGCCAAGUGCUUGCUCAUAAGGGAUUAUUAAUUAAUUGGGGUUUUCUUGCUGCUACUGUAGGGUCUCUAUCUUACAGUAUAAAGCAACUUGAGGAGACGAUUGUGAUUUGAUGCUAUAUUAAACAUCUUAAAUUCAACUGAAUCUUAAAAACAUGUAAUAUAGCAUCACAUCACCAUCAAAUCAACAGCUGAAAAAUAAAACAAAAUAAAAAUAAAAA